This is a messenger RNA of Tarenaya hassleriana, 339 nucleotides long. RefSeq lists its product as uncharacterized. The transcript has a single exon. The record is from RefSeq and is a predicted model, not a curated record. NCBI's taxonomy places the organism in Eukaryota, Viridiplantae, Streptophyta, Magnoliopsida, Brassicales, Cleomaceae. Gene Ontology annotation, cellular component: vesicle; extracellular region. Bases 1 to 339 code for a protein of 112 amino acids. Gene Ontology annotation, biological process: double fertilization forming a zygote and endosperm; regulation of double fertilization forming a zygote and endosperm; regulation of protein localization to cell surface.
AUGGAGCAACAGAAAAGGAUGGUCCUCAUGGCCGCGCUCGUGGCAGCCCUACUGAUGUUGUCUGCGUGCGUGACGGCGACCAACGAACUAGAGAGCAAGAAAGCGGCGUCAGCCCCAUCUCCGCUGUCGGAGGAAGCAAUCCUGCCGAAUCCGGAUAAGUGCUGGGAAGCUCUCAAAUCGGUUCCGGGAUGCGCGGACGCGAUCGUGCACUUCAAUCUCGGGAAGCUGACGAAGGAUUGCUGCAUCACCAUCGUCGAUAUCACCGACGAUUGCUUAGGCCUUAUCACCGGCAACUUCUACACCAAACUUAUCCUCAAGACCGCAUGCCAAGCCCUUUAA